AUGUUUACAACACCUUGUUGGCUUUUUAUUGUCAUUUUGCCGUCUGUUUUUGGGUGUUGGUUUUCUGGUAGAACCAGAAACUCGAAAGAGGAUUGUUAUGGCCCUAGCAAACCCUUACCACCAGGGUUAGCGAGAGCAGCAGAGUUGCCGGAACACACCAUUGUUUGCCUCAGACAUCUGCGGAUGAUCGAGAGCCAAGACAAUCGGUGCUCUGCACCCUUUCAAGAGAAGCACUCAAAGAAACUUACAGAGAUUCCAGCGACACAUUAUGGAAUUAUUGAUAAUUACGGCCGAAAAAACGAAAACUUCCGACCAGGGAGCAAGUGGUGCCAUGCUUGUAAAAGGAAGUUUUACAAAAAAACAGAAGGAGAAAGUGGUAUGGCAAGAAGAAAACGAAGUAAGGUAAAUAUUGGCAAUUCCCUGGUUAGUUUGCAUUUACAUUUUACCAAGUCAGUAACAAGUACUUUUCCCCAACAUGUUCUUGUUACAUUCUUUAUAGAAAAUGGAUAUGAUGACCAGUUUAACGGAAAAGGAGACAGAGUUUUACCAACUUUACCAAAAGGAGGCUGAAAAAUGUCACACCCUGACAACACAAAUGGAGAUGCUGAAACAACAGCUCUCAGGAAUAACAGGUUUAACUAAUUUACUUUGCAUUGCUACAAUUAAAUUUUACAUCCCUCAACUAUUUUGCAUUUCCCAUAAAACACAUUUUGUAUUAAACGGUUGGGUUCCUUUAUUUUAGAAUCAACAAUUGACAAGAAGUUAGAGGAAUUUCAAAAGGCUCUUUACAGGCACCAAGUUACCACACCUGACAUAAAGAUUUAUGAUACAGAUUCCAUGAAACAGUUUGUGAAUAAAAACAGCCCCGGACUCUUUCAAGAUCUUCUUACCUGUGUUACAGGAGGUAAAAGCCUGUCUGAGAACAGAAGAAAGCUGCAAGAGCAGAGAGUAGUGGCUUUACUUCACAUCCUGGCUUAUUUUAGGUAUGUACUUUGAGUUUAGUGAUCUGGGAUAUAAUUUUGCACACAGUCAUUUAUAACUGGUAUAAUAACAUUUGUUUUAUUUGUCACAGAUCACAAAAAACGUCUGCCCUACAGAAGGACAGCGGACUGCAUGCAUCCAACUGUGGCAUGUCAUUACGGGGACUAUCUUCUGGCCAGGUGUUGGGAUACAGCACAACCCCCAGGACAAUACAGCAGUUAAAAACUAAUUUGACUGUACAACACACAAGCUUCAUUUGUCAACAAUUUCACAGGGUAAAUGAGGUGAGUCCCUUGGGUGUAAAUAUAUCUAAUAUCUAAAAGUUGUGUACCAAUUGCCCAAGAAAAAGCUUUGAAACAAAGAGAAUCAUCAUGAAAUCUCCUGAUACAGUAAAUAACAUUAACACAACAGUUUAUGUGUGUUGUGUUUAAUUUUGCUUUUUGUCUUUCUUAACAGCCGCAAUGCUUUAUAGUUUUAAUGCUUGAUGACUUCCACAACAUCCACUCACUCCAUACACCAUCACAGUUGGUACGGACAAAUGUCAUUCACAUGGCAUCCUGUUUGGCAGAUGUUCAUCCAUCAGUUCAUGCAGUCCCUAGGCCUGCAUUUCCCUUACACAGACAAGUGACAAUAAAUGUAAAUGGAGAGCAGAGGACCUGUGCUGGCGGAAUUGACAUUAACAAUGUCUUGCAAACAAUAACAAACUCAUUAAGGAAUAUGAAUAAACAGUUCUGGGACCAGCUACCAAGUUACAUGCAAAGCCUUGAUCCAGGAAGACUACAAACAGCACUACAUGAACUAAGGUACACAUUAGUCUUAUUUGUUACCCAUUUAUCACAGAAAAAUGUCUAUUACAAAAGAGAAAGACAACAGGUUAACAGCAAAAAAAAUUUUUUACUUAAUAAUUGCAAUGAAAUUGUAAAUAUCUGUAAUGUCUGUCUGUUGAACAGGGUGUACUCAGAUCCAACAACACAAGACAUUGAGACGCUCGAGACUUGUAUGCUAGUUGAUGAGUUUCAACAAGAUUUAAAGAGCAUGGAACAUUACAAGAUGGCCCUUGAACGUGUACUGAACAAAUGCCCUCAACUUAACCUGUACAGCAAGAAAUUUGUUGUACCAUUGCCUGCUGACUGGCCAGGGUGGUACUAUCCCAAAAAGCUGAUAGCAAGUGGAUGGAAUCCCAACAUUAGCAUAAUUCCAGAACAAGGGCCAUUUCAUGUGUGUCUGAAUGCUUAUGAAGAUGUUCUUUUGAAUUUUAAAUUUUUUUUUGACAAACUGUUUUCGUAUGUUUUGGAGGUACUUUGGCAUCGAAACCCAAACCAUACCAGACAUCCCUGUGUGUUACUGCUGCCUUACUUGGUUGGCAACUGAUACGACAAAAGGUACUGGAAAAGUUUGGAAAGUGCAAGCAACAUGAAUUUGUCACCAUUCUACACUUGCUUGAACAUGUUUUGCCCCUUGUGUUCUACCAGUAUAACAUUUUCAGAAGUGGUGACUUAAAGUUGUAUGAGAAAUUUAUGGCACAAAUAGCUAUAAUUUUCAUAUGCUGGAAAAGGAGACAUUAUGACAAAUCAACCUUGUCAUUUUUGAGUGAUUGUGCAUACCAGUGCAAACAUCUUCCAGAGUACUGGUCAAAGAAGGCAAGUGUUCUCAAACUGAUCACAGAAAAGAAGGUUGAAGUUUGGCACUCUGUACUGCGAAGAAACACUGAGAAGUUUGACGAUGCAAAAAGCAUUGAAGACACAGCAAAGUCUAUCGCAUCAUCAGGUUUUUUAAAUGAUUUUAUACAGUCCUUUGUUCCUCAAUACCACCGCGGUCAUGCUGAACCAAAAUUAUGGCUUAUCGCAGGGAAGACAGCAGAAUUCUUACUUGAACUGUUCAGGAGUGUCUCAAGAAACUGUCAGAAAUCACACCAGGUAACACUCCUAAGGCAAAAACAUAUCACAAAUAAUUAUUUAUAAUUAUUACAUUGUUUCUGGCAAGUAAAUACAGUGAACUAUAAAGUUUUAAAGGUGCCCAUAACACAGGUACCAUACGGCUUGAUAAGGAACUGGCCCUAUGUUCUUAAUAACUGAAAAAGAGAUGACACUGACAUUACUUCAUCUGAAAAGUAAUUAUCAGUUUUUGCUCUAAUAAUCAAAAGAAUUGGUAAAAAGUUAUACAGUCAAUCCACAGAGUAAGAAAACAAAGUUGUGAACUAAAACUAAAGUAAAGAAGCACAAUAAAAUAUGCAAAAUGCAUUGUGCACACACAUGUAAGUACACUUCAGUGUAUUCAUAUUCUACUGACCUCAUUUGGUUUUGUCUUUUUAGGUCGAACGCUCCCUUGCAAAUAAUGGAAGACCAAAGGGAAAGCCACAGUAUUAUCUCCCAACGUUUGACACCAUAGUUGACACAAAGUGUUUUCCACUGAGUUAUAACUUGGAGGAUGUGGAACCUGGCCUGGAACCUGACCCAAAUGUUUACUGUGAUUAUCCAACAUGCACAAGAAGAGAUACAAGUACUGUCAUGAGAUUGGCCUGCUUCCAUUGUUUUCACCAAUCUUGCAUUUCAUCGCAUGAUUGUUGCCCGAUCUGUCUGGUUCCACUGAAGAAAAAGGUGGAAAAAUUAGUGAACACAUUCAACACUGGACUGCUAACUUCUCAUGAUACUCUUACUUUUGAAAGUAAUGAAGACAUUCAGGAAGAAGAAAGAAUUAGUACACCAGCAGCAAUGAGUGUGACAGAGGCUCAGUCAUUUUAUUCCUCAGCAGAAUGGGCUACGAAGGUUGACAGCACAGUGAAUAGUUAUGCAGCAAUCCCUCUUCCAUCCCAUCCAAACCACAAUCACUCUUCAGCCCAGCCAACAGUACAUGAAUCCAACUCUAAUACCCCAUCUCAUGUUUUCACACCCAUUACCAUCCAACCCUAUCACAAUGGUAAUGUCACCUACUGGUCUUUCCCACAUAUCAUUUCUCAAUCUACAAUCCUUGGAAGAACAGGAAGUAAUGCAUGCACAUUCAUUGCCCUUUUAUUUAGCAAAAUGUUUUUUUCACCCAAUGUCAACAUUCCAGCAACUGGGAGUCCACUAAGUCAGACAUGGGUCUAUCAGAUAGUUGUGCAAGGCAUUUUGGCUGGGAACUCUAUCUAUGACUCAGUAACGAGUAUACCUCGAACAUUUGGUGUGUUGGAGGCACUUCAAACCUCUAGUGGUUUAAAUAACAUCAUUGGAAAUACUACUGUGGGACCUGAACUGCCUGUUAGCAUUGUCCCUGAGACGAAUCCCACAGCUUCUUUGCCUUACUACUGGAGACAAGCUCUAGCCAAAGGGCGAACAACAUCAGUAUUUAUCUUACGGUCCAACACAGUUGUCUUUAUUCCAACAACACAGGGAAUUUUUCUUUUAGACAGUCAUUUUCAUGGGAACAGUGGGGCCCAAGUUGCCUUUACAGAGUGGCAGCAUUCAUUUGAACUUCUCUCUUGGUAUAAGAGAAUUAAUGGCUUUCAAUACACACUUGGAACUGUCACCAACGUGACGUUCAACUAG
Messenger RNA from Porites lobata, 4505 nucleotides. The record is from the annotation of a GenBank genome assembly. NCBI's taxonomy places the organism in Eukaryota, Metazoa, Cnidaria, Anthozoa, Scleractinia, Poritidae.